Molecule: messenger RNA, 204 nt
Organism: Blastomyces gilchristii SLH14081
Lineage: Eukaryota; Fungi; Ascomycota; Eurotiomycetes; Onygenales; Ajellomycetaceae
Exons: 1
Coding region: 1-204 (67 amino acids)
Source: RefSeq, a predicted model, not a curated record
AUGACUUCUGAGAUAUUUAAGCUGAAUAAAAUCAUCACAGAGAAACAGUCUGAUGAGUUCAAUGAAUAUAAAGAUCUGAUUGAAGGUAUUAGUAAGAUGUCAGACAAUGCAGAGAGCUCAAGUGACUGGAAUAAUAAUAGCUCAGUGAGUGAGAAGACUUGUAUAAGACUAGAAAUUGCAAGACUUCAGCAUGAGAUUGAGUGA